Molecule: messenger RNA, 1463 nt
Organism: Ornithodoros turicata
Lineage: Eukaryota; Metazoa; Arthropoda; Arachnida; Ixodida; Argasidae
Product: receptor-type tyrosine-protein phosphatase delta-like
Exons: 8
Coding region: 76-1209 (377 amino acids)
Cellular component (GO): plasma membrane
Molecular function (GO): protein binding
Source: RefSeq, a predicted model, not a curated record
AUGAUAACGUUGCACUGUGUCCUCAUUUUGUGCAAGGUAGCAACGCAUUGAGCCGGUUAACCAUCGUUUGUGGCCAUGAAGCUUUUUACAGCGGUGAUGGCUGUACUGUGUGCACCGAUAUUGGUGCUCACAGAGGAUGCCCAUGAGGACCCUCCAUCGUGUUCGCCGGAACCCGUGAAGAACCUUGAGCUGAAUCCUGGCACUUUAGACGCUGUGGUCACGUGGUCUAAGCUGGAAAAUAUGUGUCCUGAAGGUAAAACCAGCAUCGUCCUCAGCUGGACCUCGGGGGAACGGCAGAGGAACGAGACGCUCGAUGGAACUGUGGAAAGAUAUGUAGUGCAAGGCUUGAAACCGUGGACUAAAGUCAAGGUUGACGUGCAUGUGCAGCACACUGGCGAUAACGGGAUGACACAUCUCAGCCUAGUGGAAACGAAGCAGAUCACGACCCUAAAAGGCAAGCCUUCGCCUCCACGUGGCAUCGAGGUCGUUGCCAUAAAACUGUCGGAAGACGACGAAGGCGCUGAGAUGAUCGUAGAGUGGAAGGAGCCCGAGACGCCCAACGGUCCAAUAGACGGCUAUUUAUAUAACGUCCGCUGGGGCCUGAAACCCUGCGCGGAAUGGAAGGAAUCCGUCAAGCAGGCAAGCGAGAUGGAGACUCACAACAAAACGUGGCAGCAAGUCACCAGAUUGACGCCAUUACUACACUACGAAUUUUCAGUAGUAGCCUACAACAAAAAUGAAGGACAGCUCCGACUAAAAAGUGACCCUGCUAUGGUCUGCACAAAGGCUCCUCCUCCACCCAUCAAGCCACUGGAAGAUGUGAAAGUCGAGUGCACAUCGAACCCGAAAAAAGUCGCCGUGUCCUGGAAAGAGCCGGAGGACAGUCACCAUUGGGAAAGUUAUGAAGUGGCGUUUUCUGUGCAGAAGGAUGGUGAAUCCCAUGUCAUCGAGGAAAUGAGGCUGAACAAUACGUUGGCAUGCGACGCCGGGAAGUGCGCCGUGGAAGUAACAGAUGGUUUGGACGAAGGCACCGAAUACAGCAUCACUGUGAAGCCAUUUAUGAAGAAGCUCGCAACAUUCAUUGAAGAAUACAGUGUUUCGACGUGUAAGCUUUCGAAGGGAAAUGGUCAAGAGGGUCUCCAAAGCGGCAGCAUCAUCGCAUUAACCCUCCUCGCCCUCCUGGUUACCAGCCUUGUGAAGGUGAGGUAGAUGUUCCCGAGAGAGCACCUGACGACGCACACAGCGCCGACGAAAUGCCAGUGGAGCCACUACACUUCUUCGGGGGUAGCAUUUGUUUUUUUUUUUUUUUUUUUUAGAAAUAUGUUCAAGACCCUUCAGGUGAAUUGCGGAGCGGCCGAGUGUUCACAGCUGAGAGACAACCAAAAGAACGCGAAACAUCAACUAGAAAUAAUGGUGCAAAUGUACCCUGUGAUAGUACCACGAAUAAAUUACUGCGCCACCUG